AUGUCUGUUUUUACAAUUGUUCACCGGGCCAUACCACCCCUCCCCUGGAAACGACGAACAAGUCUAAAAGGCAAAUCCCACCUCAAAGUCCACGAGAUCGAGAUCAGCGAAAAGAACGACAUUCCAGAACCAACCCCUGAGAGCGACUCCGAACCCUCCAUGCACCGUGACGUCUACAAGACCGUGCAGAUAGCGGUGAGGAACGAUGCACGCGAGGACCCCAUCCGAUCCCAAUCAGCACCCCCCACCCCGGAAAAUAAGCCAAACCCAGACUCGGCUUCGGCACCCGAGAGCCGGGCGUCUUCCAGUGCAGCUCCCACACGGGCACAGCUCACCCGUGCUGUCAGUUGGGCGAGUAUUGUCCGCAGUCGGGACCGGUGGACUGUCGAGCAAGAACGGGAGCUGGUGCAUGCCCAGCGACAAUUGGAGAGAUGUCAGAAGGCGUGGAGUUCUGAGCAGGAGGUUUGGUUGGCUUAUGUACGUUCAUUGUUCGUUUCUUUUGGCGCUGCAUGUUUGCUUUUUGUUUCAAUGGAAUUAUUUGAUGCAGUUCAUUUCAAAACCAACCCCGCUUAUACAUGCAAAAUUGGCUAUAUAGAAACUAACGUAAUACUUCUGACUCAGGUCGAAGCCUUAACCGAGGAAAAAGAGUCUCAUACAGAUUUCCUCUCGGCACGUCACAGACAGCAAGGCGAGGAGCAGCAUCAAUUCCGUAAGGCGUGGAGACGUCGACGAUCGUCGGGCGAGGAAGAGGUACAGCAGAAUGCGAUCGAGACCGCGAAUCGAUUGGGGAAGUUACGUCGCUUACAGCGCUAUGGAUAUUCAGGGCAGCGGUUGGGCGCUGGAUCGACGGCUUUGGCGGUUAAGGGGUAA
Penicillium soppii is the source of this 870-nucleotide messenger RNA. RefSeq lists its product as uncharacterized. The transcript has a single exon. The record is from RefSeq and is a predicted model, not a curated record. NCBI's taxonomy places the organism in Eukaryota, Fungi, Ascomycota, Eurotiomycetes, Eurotiales, Aspergillaceae. Bases 1 to 870 code for a protein of 289 amino acids.